Messenger RNA from Sorex fumeus (smoky shrew), 2272 nucleotides. RefSeq names its product solute carrier family 25 member 42 (gene SLC25A42). The transcript is spliced from 8 exons. Bases 69 to 983 code for a protein of 304 amino acids. Gene Ontology annotation, cellular component: mitochondrial inner membrane. The record is from RefSeq and is a predicted model, not a curated record. NCBI's taxonomy places the organism in Eukaryota, Metazoa, Chordata, Mammalia, Eulipotyphla, Soricidae. Gene Ontology annotation, biological process: transmembrane transport.
GCGGCGGCGGUAGCGGCAGCGGCGGCGCGUCCUGGCCGGACGGAGCCCCGCACCAUCCCGCGCCUGGGAUGGGUAGUGGAGCAGAGGAUGUGGGCGCAGCUGCACAGAGGGACCAUCGGCAGGUCCUCAGCUCCCUGCUGUCUGGCGCACUGGCCGGGGCUCUGGCCAAGACCGCAGUAGCCCCCCUGGACCGAACCAAAAUCAUCUUCCAAGUGUCUUCAAAAAGAUUUUCUGCCAGGGAAGCUCUCCGGCUCCUGUACCUCACCUACCUCAACGAGGGCUUCCUUAGUCUGUGGCGCGGGAACUCCGCCACCAUGGUGCGCGUGGUGCCCUAUGCCGCCAUCCAGUUCAGCGCGCACGAGGAGUACAAGCGCAUCCUGGGCCACUACUACGGCUUCCGCGGAGAAGCCCUGCCCCCGUGGCCGCGUCUCCUGGCGGGCGCCCUGGCUGGGACCACAGCCACCUCACUCACCUACCCGCUGGACCUGGUCAGAGCGCGGAUGGCCGUCACCCCCAAGGAGAUGUACAGCAACAUCUUCCACGUGUUCAUCCGCAUCUCGCGAGAAGAGGGGCUGCGGACGCUCUACCAUGGCUUCACGCCCACCGUGCUGGGCGUCAUCCCCUACGCCGGCCUGAGCUUCUUCACCUAUGAAACCCUCAAGAGUCUGCACCGAGAGUACAGUGGUCACCGGCAGCCCUACCCGUUUGAGCGCAUGAUCUUCGGCGCAUGCGCGGGAAUCAUCGGCCAGUCGGCCUCGUACCCACUGGACGUGGUGCGGCGGCGCAUGCAGACAGCUGGUGUGACGGGACACCCACGCAUGUCCAUCGUGGGAACGCUGCUCAGCAUCGUGCGGGAGGAAGGAUUGGUGCGUGGCCUGUACAAGGGCCUCAGCAUGAACUGGCUCAAGGGCCCCAUCGCCGUGGGCAUCAGCUUCACCACCUUCGACCUCAUGCAGAUUUUGCUGCGGCAUCUGCAGAGCUAGGGUACUGCCCCCCAGUUUUUGCAGAGUCACCUCUGGGCUAGGCGCUCCUGCUUCUGCCCCUAGCAGUCUCACAGCAGGGGAACCUAGACUAGCCCCCCCAAGUCUCCAGGGGAUAGCCAGACCCCAAAGUGCAAUGUUGAAACUGGGGGCUCAGGUCCCGCAGGCACUCUGCUCAUCCUCCCAGAGGAAGUGAUGGUCUAAAAGUCCCGAGGGGUGCCAUGGUGGUGCAGGGACCUGGUUUUUGGGGCCUGGCCGUGAGAGUGGUCUCUAGCCCCACUUGGCAGAGAAGAUGGGCCCCUGCCUACACAUCUGUGGCCCCGCAAGCAACUUCUCACCCAGUGCCCUGUCCUACUUGUCCUGACCCCAGGUCAGCCCCUGCCUCCACACCUGGACCUGCACGUCCCCACAGUGCUGUCCAGGAUGAGUGCCCCCACACACACACACACACAGAGCCCUCCUGCUGUCGAUGCCCCGUUGCUUUCUGCCCCCCUGCACGCAGCUGGGCCUCUGUGGUGGGGGGAAUUGAUCUGGGAGACCCUGAAUGUGCCCCCCAGGGUCCUUCAGACCUGCAGGCUGGUUUGAUUUCCGUGGACGGGGCCUCAUCCGGCAGAGGUUCAGACCCUCCCACACUGGGGGUCCCUAAAACAGGGUCUGUGGCAAGGCAGGGAGCCUGGAAGUCACGGUAUUCUAGAGUGUCCCCCGGGAGCCAGCCACAUAAACAACUUAGAAGUUGCCCUCCCCUCCCGUUACCCCAUGUCGGCCAGUCAGUGGUACCCAAAUCACCUUUCUGCCAGCCUGUGUUCCUAGGUCCGGCCAGCCCUGUCCCAGCACUCCCCAACUUCUGCCCGUCCUUUCCCACUGGCCAGCCCCUCUCAGGCCCAGAAGUCCUAGGCAGCAGGUGGGGUCUAAUCUGUGGGGAUCCCAUUCCUGUCCCUCCCCAGCCUUGCCCAGUACCAAGCCCACCAGAAGACAUGGGAUGGGCACACAAGUGCCGUGGCAAGAGAUGACAGAGGGGUCCUGGUGCCCCCCCAAGCGGUCAGACCAAAUGGACACUGGGCUGAAGGGUCCCAUCCUGCUGUCCCCAUGUGCCUCCCAGCAGCUGCCAGCUGGGGGCCCUGGGUAGCCCCCUCCAUGCUUUGCAGGCCCUGACCUGCCCCCUCUUUCCCACCUGCUGCUCUCCUGGUCUGGAGUUACAUUUUGAUGCCAUGAAGACACUUUGUUUAUAUAUAAUGUUUAUAUAUUUUAAAGAUUUGUGCCAAGAGAAUAUAUUUAAUAAAAAGUAAAAUGAC